Molecule: messenger RNA, 372 nt
Organism: Striga asiatica
Lineage: Eukaryota; Viridiplantae; Streptophyta; Magnoliopsida; Lamiales; Orobanchaceae
Source: the annotation of a GenBank genome assembly
UUGACGAGGCGGUUCGGCCGUGAGGCUCAGCAAAGGCGUGGGAGAGUCUCGGCAACCACGAGUGUACGGACACCGGGGAUCUCCGACAUGGCUAGGUCAUGUGUUGGGUGGUUGGAACUCAAGUCAGCCUUUGGUGGCCAGGACAAAAUGGCUGGACGGAAAGAUUUGAUGAAUAAAGUUUAUCGGCGGCGUGCACAGUUGCGCGCGGGCAGUCCACAUUAUGCUAGACUGGCGAGUGUAGGGGUGCGACUCGCCAACCACCGACGGGACGACAACUUUCUCCAACAACAGGACCGGCAAAUCACUGGCCAAGGUCAGAAAGUCAACGGUGUACACUGGUGUACAGGUAAACCCACUGGAACCGGUAACUAG